AUGAAGAUAUCAUCAGCUUCCGUGCAUAUACCACCCGGUUCACCAUCUGUUGUCGCAACCGGCGGACCUCUCGAUAUCGCAGCUAGGGUGAGCGGGAUGAGCGCCGUGGAGGAACUCAAGCUCCUCAAGGACCAGGUUCAGGACGUCGCUCGCGUUUGUAAUGCCGUCGCCAACGGUGACCUCAGUCAAAAGAUAACUGUCGACGUUCGAGGCGAAGUCAUGAUUAAACUGAAGGAUGCGCUCAAUACCAUGGUAGAGAGGCUCGGCCAGUUUGCAAAGGAAGUUACGCGCGUAUCGCAGGAAGUGGGAACGGAGGGGAAACUCGGAGGCCAAGCGUUUGUCCCUGGAGUCGAAGGAACGUGGCAAGAGCUAACCGAUGUCGUCAAUGUCCUUGCUGGCAAUCUGACAAGUCAAGUACGGUCCAUUGCCCAGGUUACCAAAGCCGUCGCUGUUGGAGAUCUCUCAAAACAAAUCGAGGUCGACGCCAGAGGCGAAAUUCUCGAUCUCAAGAACACCGUCAAUGGGAUGGUCGUCCGACUGAGGGCAUUGGCUGCCGAGGUUACCCGAGUUACUCUAGAAGUGGGCAGCCAAGGCAAGCUCGGUGGUCAGGCUGAUGUACCGGACGUCGAGGGCGUGUGGUUCGAGUUGGUUAGGAACGUAAACCGCAUGUGUUUAUCCUUGACCGAUCAAGUUCGUUCCAUCGCUUCCGUCACGACCGCCGUGGCACAGGGGGAUCUGACCAGGAAAGUAGAGAUCGAGGUCGAGGGUGAGAUGCAACAGCUCAAGACCACGUUCAACUCCAUGGUCGAUGACCUCAACGCCUUCGCCGGUGAAGUAACACGGGUCGCGUUGGAGGUUGGUACGCAGGGUAUACUUGGCGGUCAAGCGACAGUUGAGGGCGUGCAGGGUACCUGGGCAGACCUGACGAGGAACGUAAACAGGAUGGCCACCAACCUCACGGACCAAGUUCGUUCCAUAUCAAAGGUCACCAAGGCUGUCGCGAUGGGGAACCUCACACAGCUUGUCGACGUCAACGCUCAAGGCGAGAUGCUUGACCUGAAAAUCACAGUAAACCAGAUGGUGGAGCAGUUGAGUGUCUUCGCGAGUGAAGUUACGCGUGUCAGUUUGGAAGUCGGCACGGAAGGUAGGCUGGGUGGGCAGGCUGUCGUCCCUGGUGUGUUUGGAACUUGGAAGGCCUUGACGGAUAAUGUGAACCUGAUGGCGAUGAACCUUACGAACCAAGUACGGUCUAUCGCUGUAGUUACCAAGGCUGUGGCGAAUGGUGAUCUAUCCAAGCGCGUGCAGAUUGAUGUCAAGGGAGAGUUCCUCGAGCUGAAAGAUACUGUGAAUCAAAUGACCUCUUUAUUGAGUGUAUUUGCCGAUGAGGUUACGAGAGUGGCAAGGGAGGUGGGUACUGAAGGCAGACUGGGCGGUCAGGCUCAGGUCAAGAAUGUUGCCGGGACGUGGAAAGCCUUGACAGAUAAUGUUAAUGUGAUGGCUAGUAAUCUGACGAACCAAGUACGGGCAAUUGCAAUUGCCACGUCGGCCGUGGCGCAUGGAGAUCUGACGCAGAAGAUUGUUGGGCUAUCCGUCUCGGGCGAAAUGUUGGAGCUUGUCGAAACGAUCAAUAGGAUGAUCGUUCAGCUGAACAUCUUUGCUGUAGAGGUCAAGAAGGUCGCGAGAGAGGUCGGGACGGAAGGAAAACUAGGUGGUGUUGCUGAUGUGGGUAACGUGCAGGGUAUUUGGCAAGAGAUUACACGGUCCGUCAAUGCCAUGGCGGGUAACCUUACUACUCAAGUACGUGGCUUCGCUCAGAUCUCGGCCGCUGCUAUGGACGGCGACUUCACCCGGUUCAUAACUGUCGAGGCUAGCGGCGAGAUGGACUCUUUGAAAACCCACAUUAACAGCAUGGUGUUCAAUUUGAGGGAUAGUAUUCAGAAGAAUACUGCUGCGAGGGAAGCCGCUGAGCUGGCGAACAGAAGCAAAAGCGAGUUUCUGGCGAACAUGUCGCAUGAGAUCCGGACGCCCAUGAAUGGUAUCAUUGGGAUGACCGAGUUGACACUGGACAGCGAUCUUAACCGAUCACAGAGGGAGAGCCUGUUGUUAGUUCAUAGCCUUGCGCGAUCCUUAUUAUUGAUCAUCGACGAUAUCUUGGAUAUCUCAAAGAUCGAAGCGGGCCGUAUGACGAUGGAAGCUGUCUCCUUCUCACUUCGCCACAUCGUAUUCGGGAUGCUCAAAACGUUAGUCGCGCGCGCGUCGCAGAACAACCUCGACUUGACGUUCGAUAUCGCGCCUGAUAUUCCUGAUCAUCUUAUUGGUGAUUCAUUGCGGCUGCGGCAGGUGAUAACAAAUCUGGUCGGCAAUGCGAUCAAGUUCACGCCUCCGAAGAUCUCACGAAGAGGGCUCGUCGCGGUUAGUGUGCGCCUGGUGGCGUCUGAUGACCAGAAUGUCGUGCUUGAGUUCUGUGUCUCUGAUACGGGCAUUGGUAUACCCAAGUCUAAGCAGAAUAUAAUCUUUGAUACGUUCUCCCAAGCGGAUGGGUCUACGACUCGGGAAUAUGGCGGGACUGGUCUUGGUCUUUCGAUAUCGAAACGUUUAGUGGUGCUAAUGAGGGGUAACAUGUGGGUGGAGAGCGAGGUGACGAAAGGCAGCAAGUUUUUCUUCACGAUCACUUCGCGGAUAAGUUGCGUUUCGAUGGAGACCAUCCUGUCCAAAAUGACGCCGUUCGUGAACCGGACCAUAUUGUAUGUGGAUACGUUUCGAGACGACACUGGUGUUGCGGAGCAGAUUGCUCAAUUGGGAUUAAAGCCCUACGUCGUGCAUUCGGUGGCGGAGGUUGGGUCUGAGCCUUCUUCAGGUUCACAUAUCGAUACGAUUGUGGUUGAUUCUUUGUUGGUGACCGAGAGUAUCAGGGAACUUGACCAUUUCAGAUAUCUACCGAUCGUGCUGAUCGCACCCUCUAUAUCUCGGCUGAACCUCAAGUGGUGUCUGGAUAACAGCAUCACGGCACAACUGACGACGCCUGUGACGACCCAAGAUCUCUCUUUCGCUUUGGUGGCUGCCCUCGAGUCGAAUACGGUCAAUCCUGUGACGGUGCCGACGGACCUACGGUUUGAUAUUCUCCUUGCGGAGGAUAAUAUGGUUAACCAGAAGCUUGCGGUGAAGAUAUUGGAGAAGUACGGGCAUUCGGUUGCUAUUGCUGAGAAUGGGAACCAGGCGGUGGAGUCGUAUAAGAAUAGCGUGCUGCAGAGCAAGCCGUUUGAUGUUAUUCUUAUGGACGUGUCGAUGCCGUUCAUGGGUGGUAUACAAGCCACUGAGAUCAUUCGGUCGUACGAAUUGGCUACUGGGCUGUCGCGGAUACCGAUCAUAGCGUUGACUGCACAUGCCAUGAUCGGCGACCGUGAGCGAUGUCUUCAGGCGGGGAUGGACGAUCAUAUAACUAAACCUCUUCGUCGAGGAGAUCUGAUGAAUGCGAUUCAUAAGCUCGCGACGGAGAAGAAUCCGUCGCGGAAUACGUUUCGACGGGCGCCUGCUACGAUGUGA
Molecule: messenger RNA, 3543 nt
Organism: Guyanagaster necrorhizus
Lineage: Eukaryota; Fungi; Basidiomycota; Agaricomycetes; Agaricales; Physalacriaceae
Exons: 17
Coding region: 1-3543 (1180 amino acids)
Biological process (GO): cellular hyperosmotic response; phosphorelay signal transduction system; phosphorylation
Cellular component (GO): membrane
Molecular function (GO): phosphorelay sensor kinase activity
Source: RefSeq, a predicted model, not a curated record